This is a messenger RNA of Xylaria bambusicola, 2626 nucleotides long. RefSeq names its product MFS general substrate transporter. Gene Ontology annotation, cellular component: plasma membrane. The record is from RefSeq and is a predicted model, not a curated record. Gene Ontology annotation, biological process: tripeptide transport; allantoate transport; dipeptide transport. Bases 384 to 1952 code for a protein of 522 amino acids. The transcript has 9 exons. Gene Ontology annotation, molecular function: dipeptide transmembrane transporter activity; allantoate transmembrane transporter activity. Lineage: Eukaryota; Fungi; Ascomycota; Sordariomycetes; Xylariales; Xylariaceae.
GGGAAAUCUUGUAAUGUCACUCGUGCCGGGGCUAGAUUGAUAUGACCCCUUGUUGAGUUACUAUACCUCCUCUUAUCUCUGGGCAGGCGAGCGGGGGUGAAGCUGACGAUAUCAUAGACCAUACUGCGAAGCGACCCCCAAGACCCCUCCCCCACCGGGACCCUUGCUACGCAACGAUCACACCAUCGGGUUGCCGUGGCAGUAGCCAAUACCAACUUCUGGACCAGGUCUCACCCAGCAAGAUAAGUCGUCGAUGGGGGGCAAGUAGAAUUUACUGCGUGAACCAACAAACCCCCAGUAAGUAACAACUCGCCAGGUUGACACCACGCGGUAUAACGCUCACCAUCAUACGUUUGCCUCGAUACAUAUAUUCAAGAUACAGGAUGGAUGGCAAGUUCAUAAUCGGGGCAGCUCCGACCAGCAAUUCUGGCAGGGCCUCUUUACCCUCAGUCUUAGAAAAGUCGGUGGUCUCAUCGAAGGAUCUGGAUGAGACGUACAAUACAUAUAAGCAGCAAGAUGCGCGAGACCUCGACACACAGGAGGCUUCCCGGGUAUUGAGGAGAAUAGACAGACACCUCUUACCACUGCUCAUGGGUACAUACCUGUUGCAGUAUUUGGACAAGACGAGCAUCAACUCCGCAAGCGUCUUCGGGUUAAAGAAGGGCACGAAUCUGCAGGGACAGCAGUAUUCGUGGCUGACAUCCCUCUUCUACAUAGGAUACUUGGUAGCGCAGCCCGUGGCAGGCUACGCUCUACAGAGACUCCCGCUUGGAAAAUUCAUCGGCGGCACUGUUCUCGUCUGGGGCUUGCUGACGAUCACGACGCCGGCAUGCAAGAAUUUCGCCGGGAUAGCUGCCAACAGGUUUCUCCUGGGCGUGUUCGAGUCAGUGGUGAAUCCGGGCUUCGUGCUGUGUCUCUCGAUGUGGUACCGCGCCGAUGAACAGCCUCUGCGCAUGGUCAGCUACUAUUGCAUGAACGGCGUGGCGGGAAUAUUCGGUGGUUUGCUGGGAUAUGCCGUCGGACAUAUAACGACGGGCCUGCCUCAGUGGCAAUACGUCUUUCUCAUCUUCGGUUCUAUUAGCUUGACAUGGGGCGGUAUUUUCUUGGCCUUCAUGCCAGACUUGCCCACCACGGCGCGGUUUCUUAGCGACCGACAAAGAAUUAUCGCAGUUGAACGUGUUGCGCAGAAUCGCCAAGGCGUCAAAAAUCAUCACUUCAAGACGUAUCAGAUGUGGCAGUGUUUACGAGAUCCUAAGACGUGGAUUCUAUUUUUCAUGUCUAUUGCUGCGCAGAUACCGAAUGCAGCGCAAUCUACUUUCACAUCGAUCAUUCUCGAGACGUUCGGCUUCGAUGUUCUUCAAACACAGUACAUGCAAAUACCGGGGAACGUCAUCCAAGUAGUUUCCCUCCUUGCUUCAGGUUACGUCAGCUCUCGGUUCCCGAACAUGCGUUGCGCCGUCAUGCUAGCCGGUAACCUCGUAUGCGUGGCCGCUGGUGGUGCGCUCGUCGGAUUGCCAGUUGGUCCCGAUGGAACAGACAACAGAUGGGGACGACUCGUUGCCCUCUGGCUGUGCUCGUUUCAAUCUGUGGGAUUCAGUAUGAGUCUGACCAUGGUGAGCAGUAACGUAGCGGGUUAUACCAAGAAACAACUGACUGGCGCCAUCCUAUUUGUGGGUUAUUGCGUGGGUAAUAUUAUCGGCCCCCAAACAUUCAUCGAGAAAGAAGCCCCUCUCUAUACUUCUGCAUAUAUUGCAAUUCUCAUCGGUUACUCGGUUAAGACACUUUUAGUAGUAGUUCUAUACCUAUACAUGUGGGCUGUGAACAGAAAGCGAGACCGGGAAGCAGCUGUUUCUAGCUCCGGAUUGGAUGCCGAGCAAGAGAAAGAAGCUAUAGAGAAAGGCAUGCAGGAUGUCACUGAACUUGACAACCCUGGUUUUAGGUAUGUCUUGUAGCGAUUUGGAUGGGUUGGGACGAUCAGUAUGCUACAUGCCACCGUGUACUUACUAGAUAUUGGAAUAUCUGCACAUAGGGAAGGUCGCUGAGCCUAGUAAUGAGAGGAAGGGAAGAGUCUAUGAGUAUGGCCUGAAAGCAUACUUGAUUGAAUACGAGCGAGAUCUGGUUGUAUGAAGGUGUAAGCUCUUAUGCCACGGCCGACGUGGUGAGAAGGGGUAGAUUGGGCACUCCAUCCCCGAAGGAUUAUGAGGCUCACUAUUCUUUGGUUCAUCUUUAUCUGCUGGCGAGUUCUGAGAUACUUGACAAUUAGCUCAUGAUAGCACUAGGACCAACAAUCCACAACAGCCACAUUGGCAUUGAAGCAUUUCGCACUGUAACAUGUAACCUUAUUCAGUGCUAAUAAUUAGGCGCUUUAUGAAUACGGUAGGUAGACCUGGGGUAUACCUAAGUUGAUGGAUUCUAGAUAAUGCCUAAGACAAGGCUUGCAAGGGGUUCCAUUGGCGAGCGCACCAAGAUAGAAAUCGAAGCACAGACUCGCUCCACAAAGUGUCCGCACAGUAUCUUUAGAGCCAGGGUACAGUAUCAAACUGUAUAAGUGUAUGUGGAAGAGUAGGUAGGUUAUCCAGACUCCAGAGAUGGUGGUUUCGAGCUUACCAAAUACCUGGAUUCUACG